UGUUUACUCUCCUUUUAUCUUCCUCUCGGUCCAAAGUCAGAUCCAGGGUUUAUCCCGAGCCUUUCUCCUCUCCCUCUCAGAUUUUAGGGUUUUUUUGUUGUUGUUAUUUUUGUUGUUUUUUUCACAGAGAAGCUCAAACUCGCAGAAGUUCUUCCCUUCUUCUCUCCUAGUUCACAGAUGGGUGAAGUCAAAGACAACGAUGGUUACGAAGAAGAGCUCGUUGACUACGAAGAGGAAGACCAGAAUGCCCCCAACUCCGUCUCCGCUAAGCCGUCUGGCGAAUCUGUCAAGAAGGGCUAUGUUGGUAUCCACAGUUCGGGUUUCAGAGACUUCCUGUUGAAACCGGAGCUUCUACGAGCGAUUGUAGAUUCGGGAUUCGAACAUCCUUCCGAAGUGCAACAUGAGUGCAUCCCUCAAGCUAUCUUAGGAAUGGAUGUCAUUUGUCAAGCAAAAUCUGGGAUGGGGAAAACUGCUGUUUUUGUUCUUUCAACUCUUCAACAAAUAGAACCAGUUGCUGGUCAGGUUGCUGCUCUUGUUCUCUGCCACACAAGAGAAUUAGCUUACCAGAUCUGUCAUGAAUUCGAGAGGUUCAGCACUUAUUUGCCUGACUUAAAGGUUGCUGUAUUCUAUGGCGGUGUCAAUGUCAAGGUUCACAAGGAUCUGCUAAAAAAUGAAUGCCCUCAUAUUGUUGUUGGAACACCUGGGAGAAUAUUGGCUCUAGCUAGAGAUAAGGAUCUUGGACUAAAGAACGUGAGGCAUUUCAUUCUUGAUGAAUGUGAUAAGAUGCUUGAAUCUCUUGAUAUGAGGAGAGACGUUCAAGAGAUUUUUAAGAUGACUCCUCACGAUAAGCAAGUGAUGAUGUUUUCGGCAACACUAAGCAAAGAGAUUCGCCCUGUCUGCAAGAAAUUUAUGCAAGAUCCCAUGGAAAUCUAUGUAGAUGAUGAGGCCAAAUUAACCCUUCAUGGUCUUGUACAGCACUACAUUAAAUUGAUGGAAACGGAGAAAAAUCGCAAGUUGACUGAUCUCCUAGAUGCUUUGGAUUUCAAUCAAGUUGUUAUUUUUGUUAAAAGUGUUAGCAGAGCUGCUGAGUUGAACAAGCUACUUGCUGAUAGUAACUUCCCAUCUAUCUGUAUCCAUUCUGGAAUGUCUCAGGAAGAGAGGUUGAAGCGGUACAAGGGUUUCAAGGAGGGACACUCCCGAAUUCUUGUAGCAACUGAUUUAGUUGGAAGAGGGAUUGACAUUGAGCGCGUUAAUAUUGUUAUUAACUAUGAUAUGCCAGAUUCUGCUGACACAUACCUACACAGGGUGGGCAGAGCUGGCAGGUUCGGCACCAAGGGGCUUGCAAUUACAUUUGUGUCAUCUGCUUCUGACUCUGAAGUUCUUAAUCAGGUCCAAUCCAGGUUUGAGGUGGAUAUAAAAGAGCUUCCUGAGCAAAUUGAUACUUCUACAUACAUGCAAGUAUGAUUGGGUUCAUUUAAAGAAGGAAGCCUGCGACUAAUUGAGUGUAUUGGCAGGAUAUUGAUUUUGGUGGCAGCUAGUUAUCAUAGAUUUGUUUCAAGUUGUUGAAUGUAGAAUAUAUAAAACAGAAGAGGAGACUAGAAUGGUUUAAGUUGAUGAUGGUGAUGAUGAUCUUCCUCCCCCCUCCUUUGAUUCUUAUUUCUCUAUAGAUUAUUAGCAGCAAGCAGAGAACUUUGGGUUUUUGAUU
Molecule: messenger RNA, 1705 nt
Organism: Humulus lupulus (European hop)
Lineage: Eukaryota; Viridiplantae; Streptophyta; Magnoliopsida; Rosales; Cannabaceae
Product: DEAD-box ATP-dependent RNA helicase 15-like
Exons: 12
Coding region: 178-1464 (428 amino acids)
Molecular function (GO): RNA binding; ATP binding; RNA helicase activity
Source: RefSeq, a predicted model, not a curated record